Molecule: messenger RNA, 485 nt
Organism: Cladocopium goreaui
Lineage: Eukaryota; Dinophyceae; Suessiales; Symbiodiniaceae
Source: the annotation of a GenBank genome assembly
AUGCGUCCAGCGUUCAGGAUCUACGUGAUGAGCGAUGGUGGCCUAGACUUCAGCGCAUUGUGUGCGAAGGAGGGCUGCACUUUUGUGUUGUGCCCACCAGCGAACGAUCGCUGGCAUCCAUGGCCUUUCUUCAGACGUUUAUUCGAUGCAGCUGUCAGCCUCAACACCAAGUACGUCAUCAUGUUGGAACCGGACAAUACCGUGCACGACUACAUUAAACGUCCACCACCAGCGGACGUGGGCGGUCUGCUUGUGACGGGACGGUCAUUUGGAUUGGUGAAGUAUGUUGAAAAAAUGGCUCAGAAGCGUGUUCCUGGCUUCAAAUGGUCUUCGCGAAGCAUGUCAUCAGGGCUUUGUGGCGGAGCCUAUUUCAAACGUGAGGCCAUCCUUGACGCCCUGUCGGAUGACAACAUGAUGAAGCUGGACUGGAACUACUUAGGUGAGAAGUUGAGCAAAGAAAUCUUUUCUUCCGACUUUGCGCUGCA